AUGAAACGAAGAGAGCGGAGCUGGAUGUAUGAUAGAUUGGAUGGGCGUUCUAUUAAGCCUGAGUUCUUAAAAGGGGUAGAGGAAUUCAUACAGUUUUGCGAAGAUCAUCGUGAGACUACAAAGAAUGAAUAUAGGUGUCCUUGUGUUAAAUGCAAUAACAGACGUUUUCAGGAUCCGGACACAGUAAGAAUUCAUUUGUACAGCAAGGGAUUCACUCCUCGUUAUUGGGAGUGGAUGUGUCAAGGGGAAGGGUUACCUGAAUCCUCAGUAGAAGGCAAAUCAAAUGAAUAUCGUGAUAUGGUUAUGGAUGAUGUUGGUCAUAAUUAUGAUCGAUCGGGUACUGAAGAGGAGGAGCCUAACGCUGAAGCAAAGCGUUUUCUUGAUUUGUUGAAGGCGUCUGAACAUCCAUUGUAUGAAGGGAGUUCGAUGUCGGUUUUGGAGGUGGCGGCAAGAAUUACUAGCUUAAAGUGUGAGUACAAUUUGCCGCACAGGUGUGUUGAUGGGUUCGUUUCAUUGUUGACAGAAGCGAUCCCUGGCAACAGCCGGUUGGGUGAGACAUUCUACGAUGUUAAGAAGGUUGUUAAGGGGUUGGAGCUGCCGCAUGAAAAGAUUCAUGCAUGCCCCAAGGGAUGUAUGUUGUUUUGGAAAGAGGAUGUUGAGCUUCCUACAUGUAGAGUGUGUGGCAGUGAUCGAUACAAAAGAACUUUCAAAGGCAGCUUGGUUCCAAAGAAUGCGCUAUUUUAUUUCCCGAUCACAUCUAGGUUGCAAAGGAUGUUUGCAACGAAGAACAUUUCAGAGGAAAUGAGUUGGCAUGCAAAUAAUCCUCGUGUCAAAGGCACGAUGGCACACCCUAGUGACACUGAAGCUUGGAGACAGCUUGAUACCUGCUUCCCAGAGUUUCCCUCGGAUCCACGGAAUGUUCAACUAGGGCUGUGUACAGAUGGUUUUGCUCCUCAUGGUAAGUUGGGGGUCAAUACUCUUGUUGGCCCGUGA
Molecule: messenger RNA, 993 nt
Organism: Chenopodium quinoa (quinoa)
Lineage: Eukaryota; Viridiplantae; Streptophyta; Magnoliopsida; Caryophyllales; Amaranthaceae
Exons: 1
Coding region: 1-993 (330 amino acids)
Source: RefSeq, a predicted model, not a curated record